This is a messenger RNA of Vombatus ursinus (common wombat), 1485 nucleotides long. RefSeq names its product potassium voltage-gated channel subfamily A member 1 (gene KCNA1). Gene Ontology annotation, cellular component: membrane; juxtaparanode region of axon; synapse. Gene Ontology annotation, biological process: potassium ion transmembrane transport; protein homooligomerization. Gene Ontology annotation, molecular function: protein binding; delayed rectifier potassium channel activity. Bases 1 to 1485 code for a protein of 494 amino acids. Lineage: Eukaryota; Metazoa; Chordata; Mammalia; Diprotodontia; Vombatidae. The transcript has a single exon. The record is from RefSeq and is a predicted model, not a curated record.
AUGACGGUGAUGUCCGGAGAGAACGUGGAGGAGGCUUCUGCCGCCCAGGGCCAUCCCCAAGAUAUCAGCUAUCCCAGGCCAGCAGACCAUGACGACCAUGACUGCUGUGAAAGGGUGGUGAUCAACAUCUCUGGGCUGCGUUUUGAGACACAACUUAAGACCCUGGCACAGUUCCCCAACACAUUGUUGGGGAAUCCCAAGAAACGCAUGCGCUACUUUGACCCCCUGAGAAAUGAGUAUUUUUUUGACCGCAACAGGCCCAGUUUUGAUGCCAUCCUUUAUUAUUACCAGUCUGGAGGGCGCCUGCGUAGACCUGUCAAUGUGCCCCUGGACAUGUUCUCUGAGGAGAUCAAGUUUUAUGAGUUGGGUGAGGAGGCCAUGGAGAAGUUCCGAGAGGACGAAGGUUUCAUCAAGGAGGAAGAGCGCCCAUUGCCAGAGAAGGAGUACCAGCGCCAGGUGUGGCUCCUCUUUGAGUAUCCUGAGAGCUCUGGGCCUGCACGGGUCAUUGCCAUUGUCUCAGUCAUGGUAAUCCUCAUCUCUAUAGUUAUUUUCUGCCUGGAGACCCUGCCUGAGCUAAAAGAAGAAAGGGAAUUCAGCACCUUUCAACCAAGUGACAACACAACAAUCUACUACAAAUCCAACAUUUUCACAGAUCCCUUUUUCAUCGUGGAAACAUUGUGCAUCAUCUGGUUUUCCUUUGAACUCGUGGUGCGCUUCUUUGCCUGUCCCAGCAAAACAGAUUUCUUCAAGAACAUCAUGAAUUUCAUUGACAUCGUGGCCAUCAUCCCCUACUUCAUUACCCUGGGCACUGAAAUGGCAGAGCAGGAGGGCAACCAGAAGGGUGAGCAGGCCACUUCACUGGCCAUCCUAAGAGUCAUCCGAUUGGUAAGGGUCUUUAGAAUCUUCAAACUGUCCCGCCAUUCCAAGGGACUCCAGAUCCUAGGUCAGACUCUCAAGGCUAGCAUGAGAGAGCUAGGUUUGCUCAUCUUUUUCCUUUUCAUUGGGGUUAUCUUGUUUUCUAGUGCUGUAUACUUUGCAGAGGCAGAAGACGCUGAGUCUCACUUCUCAAGCAUCCCCGACGCUUUCUGGUGGGCUGUGGUGUCCAUGACCACUGUAGGAUACGGUGACAUGUACCCUGUGACAAUUGGAGGCAAGAUCGUGGGCUCCUUGUGUGCCAUCGCUGGUGUGCUGACAAUUGCCCUGCCUGUACCUGUCAUUGUGUCCAAUUUCAACUAUUUCUACCACCGAGAAACUGAAGGGGAAGAGCAGGCUCAGUUGCUCCAUGUUAGUUCCCCUAACUUAGCCUCUGAUAGCGACCUCAGUCGCCGUAGCUCCUCUACUAUCAGCAAAUCUGAAUACAUGGAAAUUGAAGAGGAUAUGAAUAAUAGUAUAGCCCAUUAUAGACAGGCUAAUAUCAGAACUGGCAACUGCACUACAGCUAACCAAAACUGUGUUAACAAGAGCAAGCUCCUGACGGAUGUUUAA